This is a messenger RNA of Setaria italica (foxtail millet), 1926 nucleotides long. Its product is annotated as protein EMSY-LIKE 3. Gene Ontology annotation, cellular component: nucleus. Gene Ontology annotation, biological process: defense response to fungus. The record is from RefSeq and is a predicted model, not a curated record. The transcript is spliced from 11 exons. Lineage: Eukaryota; Viridiplantae; Streptophyta; Magnoliopsida; Poales; Poaceae. The coding region runs from base 240 to 1622 and encodes 460 amino acids.
CUCUCUCCUCUGUUUCUCUCUCUAGCCCGGAAUCGAAGCGCCCGAUACCAUUCCAGUAGCACAGGCAGCAGCUAGCUCUCGCUCCCCCCGCCCUCUCUUCCUCCGCGCCUCCUCCAAAUCUCGCCGGAUUCCGCCGCGCGGCCGCCGCAUCCGCAGCAGGUCCGCGCCGGUGCCCGCUCGCGUCUCGCCGCCCGCGGUGGUGGUGUGGUGGUGGGUCGCGUCGCCCGCGGGGGUCGGCCAUGGAGUACCGGCCCUCCGACAGCAGCGGAACUGAUGAUGAUCUUCCACCAUCAUAUCCAAAUAGUAGGAGUAACAGAGGCAGUGGACGUGUCAGUGGUAAUGGGAGAGCUAUAGUUCCUGCCAGUUCAUAUGCUAGGGCACCGACAGAUAUGGAAGCACAAAUUCAACAACUUGAGCAAGAAGCAUAUUGCUCAGUUCUUCGUGCAUUCAAAGCCCAAUCUGACGCCAUUACAUGGGAGAAGGAAGGUCUCAUAACUGAACUUAGGAAGGAGCUAAGGGUAUCUGACAAAGCACACAGGGAGCUAUUAAACAGGGUCAACAAUGAUAAUAUUAUCUGUAGCAUAAGGGAAUGGAGAUCAACAGGAGGGCUUCAGGCAAGCUUGUCCAAUAAUCCGCAGCCAAUACAUGACCCUGUUCCCAGUCCUACCACCUCUGGCCGUAAGAGGCAAAAGACAUCCCAAUCUGUUCCUGCUUUACCUGCACCGCCUCCAGCGAUGCAUUCACAGCAACUGGCUACACCAACACAACCAUCAUCUUCAACUGCUAGGAAAGCAGUCCCUCCAGGCCCUAAAGGAAAAAAACUGAAACCAUUCAUGCCCUUUCAGGGUCAUAAGGUACCAGGUGGCUCUGCAUCCAAGCCCAUGUCAUCUGCAGCGGGUCCUAGUGGAAGAGGACCGCACAUGAAUAGAAAUUUUCCAGGUGCUGCUGAAGCUCAAGCACAGAAUGUUCACCCGUUAAUUGGUCGUAAAGUGAUGAUUCGGUGGCCUGAAGAUAACAGCUUCUAUGAAGCAGUUAUAUCUGAUUAUAAUGCAGAUACGGGCCUUUAUGCGCUGGUUUAUGACAUGAAUACAGCAAACGAAACCUGGGAGUGGGUUGAUCUUAAAGAGAUGGGACCUGAAGACAUAAGAUGGAAAGAGGAUGAAAUAUCUGGGAUAGACUUGAAGAUGUAUUUGCAAGGCCGAGGUCCCCCAACUAGUGGGGGUAGGAAGCCAGGUCGCGGUGGGCCCAUGCCAGGUCCAGGAAGAGGAAGAGGAUUCCAAAAGAACAUGUCUAAGAAAGAUUUUCCACCUCCACAAAAUGGUGUUGGCAAGAGAAGUUCCGAUGACAUUGAUAUCCUUCACACCGAGAGCCUAAUAAAAGAGGUGGAGAAAGUUUUUAGCGUGAAUAAUCCUGAUCCCCAGGAAGUAGAGAAGGCAAAGAAAGCACUGAAGGAGCAAGAACAGUCACUGAUUGACGCGAUAGCGAGGCUUGCUGAGGCAUCAGAUGGUGAAAGCGAUGGGCACAACCAUGGGCGAAGGAAUGCAUUGUAUGCUGGUAACCAGCAUCAAGCAAACUACGUUGAUGCGAUGCCUGUUGAUGGUGACCAAGCUGAUGCCAUGUAAACACAGCAGGGACAUGUAUACACAACAUAAGAAAACUGCCUGUUGUACAAUCCAUUGCUAAUAUUUGUUUCAGAUGUAGGUGGCUGUAGGUUUGUACCUUCUGUUUGGAGAAUCUUGAAUUUUUGGGUAGACUGUAUUUCAGAAUGCUGACCAUGUAAAGCUUAGAUGUGGCACCAAGGUUUUUUCCUUUUUGUUGGCGUGAUCUCAGCUCCUAUAUGCAUUAAAGGAAACAGAUCACGCUUUGUAAAAAUACUAUGUUUUUCCUUUCACAUUUCGAACUGCAGCAAGCAUUCGUCACGCACAA